This is a messenger RNA of Fusarium falciforme, 1161 nucleotides long. RefSeq lists its product as hypothetical. The transcript has a single exon. NCBI's taxonomy places the organism in Eukaryota, Fungi, Ascomycota, Sordariomycetes, Hypocreales, Nectriaceae. Gene Ontology annotation, cellular component: methionyl glutamyl tRNA synthetase complex. Gene Ontology annotation, molecular function: tRNA binding. The record is from RefSeq and is a predicted model, not a curated record. Bases 1 to 1161 code for a protein of 386 amino acids.
AUGGCAUCCUUCGCCUCGCAGACCUACACUCCCACCGAGGAGGCUGAGAUCCAGCAGUGGCUCACCACCUCGGAGCGCCUCAAGUCCAACGAGGACAAGUCCUCCAUCCUCGAGACUCUCAACGACCACCUCUCCAGCCGCUCCACCCUCCUUGGCAGCAAGCCCUCCAAGGCCGACGUCGCCAUCUACGAGACCCUCGCUCCCGUCGUUGCGAAGUGGACACCCGAGGAGCGAACCGGCGAGAAGGGACACCCUAACAUCGUCCGCCACAUCGACUUUGUUCAAAACUCGACUCUGUUCGGCCUCGAGGUUAAGGAGGAGGACAAAGUCAAGGUCGACCAGGACAACGUCCUCUACGUGAAGCCCCCCGUCGACGCCAAGGCCGAGAAGGAGAAGAAGAAGAAGGCUGCUGCUGCCGCCGCCGGUGGUGAGGCUUCUCUCGUCGACCGCACCAAGGAGAAGGUUAAGGAGGUUGUUGAGGAGGCCAAGGAUAAGGUUGCUGGUGCCAAGCCCAAGAAGGAGAAGAAGGAGAAGGCCCCCAAGCAAAAGGCUGCUCCCGCUCCCGCUGCCCCUCUUUCCCCUGCCCUGAUUGACCUCCGUGUCGGCCACAUCCUCAAGGCCAUCAACCACCCUGACGCCGACUCCCUCUACGUCUCCACCAUUGCCGUCGGUGACCAGCCCGGCAAUGACGACUACGUCGAGUACGAGGGCCAGAUCUGCCGAACCGUCUGCUCCGGUCUCAACGGUCUCAUUCCCCUCGAGGAGAUGCAGGGCCGUAAGGUCGUAGUCGUCUGCAACCUCAAGCCCGUCAAGAUGCGAGGCAUCAAGUCAUGCGCCAUGGUUCUCGCCGCCUCCCCCAAGGUCAAGGAGGGUGAGGAUGACCACAAGGGUCCCGUCGAGCUCGUCUCUCCUCCCGAGGGCGCCAAGGCCGGUGAGCGCGUCUGGUUCGAGGGCUGGGAGGGCAAGCCCGAGGGUGUGCUCAACCCCAAGAAGAAGAUCUGGGAGACUUUCCAGCCCGGUUUCACCACCACCGACUCCCUCGAGGUUGCUUUCGAUGCUGGUGUUGUGGAGCAGCUUGGCAAGACUGGUCAGGGCCGUCUUGUCACUGAGAGCGGUGGUGUCUGCACUGUUCCCAGCCUCAAGGAUGCUGUUGUGCGAUAA